AUGAAGCUCAAGGUGGACCGUGAGGUCAAGCUACGCUUGACGUUCGACACUGCAGAAGGCACCCUCGUGCUAACCAAUCUCAAGUGCUGGGUGGCGGUGACGCCAUUGCACGACGGCCUGGGUGACUCAUUGUUAGUCGCGACGUCAUGGCGCGCCUGGGGUAUUGCCCCCAUUCGUUGCUUGCAUCUGCGCGGCGUGCGCAGAGUGUUUACGAUCUUGAUCAGCUGCGUGGUCAAGAGACGCCAUUGA
This is a messenger RNA of Aphanomyces invadans, 249 nucleotides long. RefSeq lists its product as hypothetical. The transcript has a single exon. Lineage: Eukaryota; Oomycota; Saprolegniomycetes; Saprolegniales; Verrucalvaceae. Bases 1 to 249 code for a protein of 82 amino acids. The record is from RefSeq and is a predicted model, not a curated record.